CGCGAGUGUGUGUCUUGCUCUUUAUAUCCUCAUCUCAUCCCACCUCUUCACGCCCCCUUCUCUCGCUCUUUCUCUCUCUCCCUCUCAUUCCUGUACACUCAGUCAGUUCCUCGCUCAGCUCUUCCUCUCGUUCUCCAGGAUUCUCUCCUCCUCUCCCUCUAUUUUUUCACCGUGCGUUGGCUGUGCACUCCUCCCUCUCUCUCUCUCUCUCUCUCUUUCUCUGUUUUCUCUCUCUUUCUCUCACUUGUUCUGUGGCGUUUUUGUUCUCGUGGCUGGUGUGAGCUGAUCGGUUCGUUCUGAAGAAGCAUCACUGCUGCCUCCUGACCAAGAGCAGUGCAUGUAUGUGUGAGUGUGUGUGGAAACAGUGAGUGACUCUUCACUGGAUUGGCCUGCUGUACAUGGAGACUCCCAUCUGGCCAGAUAGUGGCGUGUGUAAGUCUGGAAGUCUAGCCGUGUUCAGGAACGCGGUGUGUAGUGGAUUCCUCACGCAGCAGCUCUGGCAUUUAGGACUCCCACUUCUACACACACUGGGUAACCAAGAGGCGACCAAUCCGGUGGACGCAAUGGCUCAGUCCUACACUCCAGCACAGUUUCCUCCUCCUCCACAGAAUGGUAUCCCAGGAGAAUUCACCACACCCCACACCCUUCCCACACAGGACUACACAGGACAGAGCCGAGUACCUGAACACACCCUGACUAUCUACACACCCACACAGACACACAGCGACCCUGCAAACAGCGACUGCAACACAACAACCAUCACCACCAACACAACAGAUGACGUGACGCAAACAGAGACGCUGCCAUCCUCAGAAUCGCCGGAGAAACAGCAGCCCAAGCGGCUCCACGUCUCCAACAUCCCCUUCCGCUUCCGCGACCCUGACCUCAGGCAGAUGUUCGGGCAAUUUGGGAAGAUUUUAGACGUGGAGAUCAUUUUUAAUGAACGGGGAUCUAAGGGCUUUGGUUUUGUAACUUUUGAAAUGAGCACAGACGCAGAUCGAGCGCGGGAGAAACUAAACGGUACAAUCGUAGAGGGACGCAAGAUCGAGGUGAACAACGCUACAGCGAGAGUGAUGACGAACAAGAAGGCGGCGAAUCCUUACACAAACGGCUGGAAGCUGAAUCCUGUGGUGGGAGCUGUUUAUGCACCUGAACUUUACGCAGUAACGGGGUUUCCCUACGCGGCCACAGGGGCAGCAGUAGCGUACAGAGGAGCUAAUUUAAGAGGAAGAGGACGAGCCGUUUAUAACACAUUCCGCACAGCUCCGCCUCCUCCACCCAUCCCCGCCUACGGAGCUGUUGUUUAUCAGGAUGGAUUCUACGGUGCUGAGAUCUAUGGAGGCUAUGCAGCGUACAGAUAUGCCCAGCCUGCAACAGCUACUGCAUACAGUGACAGCUAUGGUAGAGUCUAUGCAACGGCAGAUCCAUACACUCACGCGAUCAGCCCGGCUGCAACGUAUAGUGUCGGCACAAUGUAAAAAUGUGGAGAGAGAGAGAAAAGGAGUGCAGUGCUCAGCAGCAGAGGAAUGAUGGACACACCACAACCAGAAAUGACAAGAAACAUAAGACCAGAAUGACUGAAAAGCAGAUGGGCAUGAAAAAAAGAGCAAAAAAAGAUAAUAAAAUGAAGAUAAAAAGGCAGAACAAGAGGACAGAGUCCAUUUUCACAAAGCGUUUUAUUUUUCUAUAUUUUUGUUGAUGCAGAAAAGUGUGUUUAAGAGAUAUAAAUAUCCACAUACACAUAUAUACACACAUUAAAUAUAUACUGAGGAGAAAAUGCCGUCAGAACACAGCUGAGAGAACAAGGCCGAGCUUUUGGCUCCACCCACACCAUCGAUGUGAAAAUGGAUCGGAGCAUCCAGACCCACAGCCAAGGUCUAUUGUGAAUGAUAAUAAUAAUUCAUUUCCUGUUCGGGGAGUUUUGAUCAGUCCACUUCCUGUGCCGUGAUGUCACUCUGUCCUGUGCUUUCAAUCCUACAGCACUUCCUGGAUGCGGUUCCGUGCCCUUUUUUGUUACACUGAUCUAAGAAGUCCUCAGAAUAAUCUUGAAGUCUUUCUAGUUGUGCUUCCACAGUGUUUAGAGAAAAAACAUGCACAACAAGACACUGAUUAAAAGCGGAUUUGUUGAGUGGCACUGAAUUUAUUCUGGCUGAAACUCUUGACAGUGUCAGCAUUUCCACUGAAUGAGGAAGACAUCAACACGGAGAUAUCAGAAUUUCCUAACUCAGUCUCCCAUAAUGCAACAGUGGCUCCUUCUUCUUAAACAUGGCUGACCAUUUCCUGCCGCUCCACCCUUCUUCCUUCUUUCCAAUGAGGAAAGAAGAUCCUGAUCCACGUCCUGUUGCUGAUGUCAUGACUCUCUUCCUGUUUGCUAACCUCCUGUGGAAAAGGUUAGAAGACUAGAAACCUCACUCUGUGUUCCAGCACUGUUUAACACACACUUGCUGACUUCCCUUUCCACUAUAUAUACACAUAUACUGUAUAAAACAGCAUAUAUAACAGAACGGCUCGGACAGUAGUUCCAGAUGUAACACGAACAAUAGGUUUAUAUUAAUGCUAUCAUUCUAAUACACUAUUGUUUCUAUAGUAACAGCUCAUUGACAGGGACUUGUACAGUGGACGCUCCAUAUAAUCUAAGACGAGUAAUAAACGGAUUUAAAAAACAGGUUUUUGUUUAACAAAUUAAUGCUUAUAAUUAUGAAGUUUUUAGUCAGGAGAGAUUUCUCUAACAUUCAUGCCAGGAGUUUUGGUUUUAAGUGCUCUUAGUCUCGGUAAGUGAGAACAUUUAGUGGGAACAGGAACUAACUUGUCUCUCAGACACUCCAUAAAAUUAACUCUAACUAUAAACUGUUAAAAUGUGCGACGUGUCAUUCAUUGAUAAAUUCAACAUUGUAAUCGUUGGCAAAUCACUGUGAUAUAAGCAGAGCAUUACUUUUAUAUAACAGCAUGGUCUGGAGUGUGUUAUUCCUUACAUAACAGCAGCUCUGACAGUUCAUAUGAAUUAGCUAUCAUCAGGAGAUCAUACAUUCAAAUACCAACGAUGUCACAGUAAUCUGUGGCUAGGAGUCCAAGAGAGCAUAAUUAGCCGUGUUCUUUGAGUGGGAGGGACAUACUCUCUCUCCCCUGUCAAUCACAGUGACACUAGCCAAUCAUGCACUUAUGUGAGCUCAUGUGUGUUGAAGAGGGCAGAUAGCGCUUUCCUCUGAGUGUUCAGCUGCCCUGGGAUUUAGCACGAUUGGUGGAUUGAAAAGAUGGGUUUGUCUGGUUUCAUGUGUCUUGGAGGAAGCAUGUGUUAGCCUUCACACUCCCCAGCUAGAGGCUGUUAUGUGAUAGUGGAGAGCUAGCUAGUGGGCGGGGGAAAAAAAUGAACUAUCUAACAUGAUAAAACCUAGCAGCUCAUCUGGCUAAAUUAUACCACCAACAUGCUAGCCACAUAUCUAAACAGAAAAAUAGCUGCCACAGAUUUAGACUUGAUUCUCAGGUAUGCUGAUUAAUGGCCCCUAAUUGAGUGAUAAAUAAUAAAGUCAUAAAUAAGUAAAUAAGAAAAGGCUUCAAAUUCCUGAAGGUCUCACAUGCCUACCACGGGGCAUCUGCGUCUAUACUCAAACACAGGAUACACACCGCAGUGUGAUAUCAAUGAUACACAGUUCAAGCUGUGAGGGGAAAUAGAUGAAAGUGUGUUAAAAACAGUGCUGGAAUGCAGAACUGGAUUGUGCUCUUCAUCAAGACUGUAAUCAUCUGAUCUGAUGAGACUUUACCGCUGCUGUCGCUGUUUACUCUCUCUUUCAACAACCCAGGUACUUCCAGCCAGAAGCUAAGCUACACGAUUUAAAAAAAUAUGUGUUUUAGUGUUAAAAAUGAGCCCUGAUGUUAUUAUUAUUAUUAUUAUUAUUAUUAUAACUACUAAUGACUUUUAUCAACUAUUAUUAAAAGGUUUAAAACCUCAUAUAUAAAAUGCUUCCACACAGUAAUGUUCCACGGCUGACUGUUACGACAUUUUGUCAUUUUUAUCCAAAAUAAAUUGUAUAAAAGCAUUUAUGGGGGUUUGAUAGAUGUAAAGGUUGGGACAAAAAGACCAACUGUAAAAAAAAAAAAAAAAAAAAUUAGAGGAAACAAUUUUUUGGAAAACUGACAUUUGUGUGUUCUGAGUUGUGAGUCUUUGAAUGUGGAGAUGUUAAUAUUUGCUGUGUGUAUAUGUACAUACAGUAUACUCUGAUGUGUGUGUGUGUGUGUGUGUGUGUGUGUGUGCAUCGUGAUAUCCUCCAUAUCCCAUUCAUAUUAUAUGUCAUAUACAUAUAAACACACUUCAUUUUUCCCACUAUCUUCACACACACACAGAAAGAGAGAGAGAGAGAGAGAGAGAGAGAGAGAGAUCAGUUAAAUCAGCUGUAGUAUAAGCAUAAGUGUAAUAUAUACCUGGUUCACUGACCCUUUCUUAUCUUUAUAUUUAACACCAAUUAUUCAUAUGUAAAUUAAAACUACAUCCAGAUAAAAUUAGUCAGUAUAUAUUUUUUGUUUGUAUUUUUUUUCUGAAGUAGAUAUUGACAUUUUAAGCAUUACCAUUUUUAACUAGAGUAAAUCAAUAUACAUGUAGCAGAAAUAAAUAUCCAUAUAGAACAUUCAUUAUUGACCAUGUAUGAGAGUUGAUUGAUUUGUUCAUAUUCCAUAUUCACGCUCUAGAAUUCUUUCUUAAUAUCAACCUACAUGGAUUCACAAGUUUACACCCUUAUUAAUGUAAUUAAAUGAAAUUAUCUGGCCAAAAGUGAAGUACAUUUUGUCCUUCUUGCCCCAAAAUGUCAUUACUUGAAGAGUCAGACAUGAAACAUUAAUAAUCUUGGUUUAUCAACUGUUUUUGUGUGGCAGUCUGGGAAAACCCAUCGGAUAUCGCUGUGGCUAGAUUCUGGAAAACAGCCAAAAACAUUUUGACACCACAACUCUAAAAAAUGGUUUUAAAACAAGGUUUUGUUUAGGUCAGUUUCUCCUUGCAAAGUUCACGUUGGAUAAAAAGCCAACCGCAGUGCUGUUCCGCAGUUCUGGAUUCUGAUUGGUCAGAAGGUGUUGAUUGAUUUUCUGUAACAGCAGCUCUGACAGUAGUGCAGCUGCAAAUCACAGGCUUGUACUGAAAGACACUUCACAUAAAUGGGUGUGAUCAUUCAUAUGUUAUUUUGAUAUGGUAAAGUUUUCUGUAAGGUAAUGUCAGUAAUGUUGUUUUUCCAUCAGUAGAUGAGGUUAUAAAUGUGGAGGUAGGCACAGCAUCUUUCAGUCUUUCUGAAUUUGAGAACAUGAAGGGUUUUUUUUCAGGACGCCAUUUGGGGUAAGUGGCAAAAACUGUGGUAAACUGAAAAACAUGUUUUUAUUUCUGGCUGAAUUCUUUAAUCAUAGUCUAGCUCUCUGUAUAUCAACUGAAGGAAGUGUUUAAUAUCUGUGCAGAAAUUAAAAUCCCCUUCAGCGAGUGUCUGUGUAAAGCUCAGCAAAUAAUCUGAGCACAAAUGGCAUCAAAUAUGAUACUUUCAUUAUGACAGAGAGAGAGAGAGAGAGAGAGAGAGCAUUCCCAUCUGGUUCUCCUGUGUAUAGUCUGUUCUUUUGUAUUUCUCAUAAAUUCUGUAAAUAACACUCCUUUUCCCCUUUCUGCCUUUCUCAAAUUCUGUAUUUUGUUCUAUAUUGAUAAAGUUUAUUUAUAAGGAUUUAUAAAAAAAAAAUCUCUCUUUUGUAAAUGUUCAUGUUAAAUAAAAAGUUUUAAAAUAUGAAUUAUGUAAAUGAUAUAUAUUGAAAAAUAAUAUUUCUUUUUUGUCAGUGUCCUUCCAUCCUCGUUUUUUGCCUCUGUGCUCUAAACUUUGUGUUAUUCUUCUUUCUGUAAGAUGAAGAUUUCUAUUUAUUAAGAUGCACAUUAUUAUUAUUAUUAUUAUUAUUAUUAUUAUUAUUAUUAUUAUUAUUACCAUUAAAUGUUCUUGUCUACUUCACGCUCGGGUGUGCUGUUUGAUUGUCACUCCACAGAUUAUUGGAUAUUAACUUUAAUACUUUAAUAAACAAUAUAAAUGGUGGGUCUCUGGAGGACUAGUGGUUAGUAGAGGCCGGUUUCGAUUCCUGGCACACGACAGUGCACUCCCAGUGCCGAUCCCAAGCCUGGAUAACAUCGGGGAGGGUUGCAUCCGGAAGGGCAUCCGACCUAAAAACUGGGCCAAAUCAAAUAUGCGGACCAAUGAUCCACUGUGGCGACCCCUAACGGGAGCAGCCGAAAGAACAACAACAACAACAACACGCUGUAAACGGUAUGUGCUUUU
Pangasianodon hypophthalmus (striped catfish) is the source of this 6281-nucleotide messenger RNA. Its product is annotated as RNA binding protein fox-1 homolog 3. Gene Ontology annotation, cellular component: nucleus; cytoplasm. Gene Ontology annotation, molecular function: mRNA binding. The record is from RefSeq and is a predicted model, not a curated record. The transcript has 14 exons. Gene Ontology annotation, biological process: regulation of alternative mRNA splicing, via spliceosome; nervous system development. Lineage: Eukaryota; Metazoa; Chordata; Actinopteri; Siluriformes; Pangasiidae. The coding region runs from base 399 to 1478 and encodes 359 amino acids.